AGGAGACCUCCCUUAGUGAACACGUCAUUGUUGCGUCAUUGGGUAGAAAUAUGCGAAAAGGAUCAUGAGGGAACCUGUUGCGAUUUCGAACAGUUGUCGACAACAUCUGCUGAUGCCCCUCAAUCUAGGAUUCUUCGACUCAUCAAUGUUGAGCGAGGGUGCCUGACAGUGCUGCGAGGCGAUGAGAUUCCACAAGCUCGAUAUGCAGCGUUGAGCUACGUGUGGGGUGGCGCGCAGCAACUCAAACUUGAGCGGAAGAACGAGCGCGAGUUUCAAGUCCCCGGUGCUCUCUCACGAGCUGUGUUACCACAUACCAUCCGGGACUCAAUUGAUUUAGUGAGAUCCCUAGGCCUCAAAUGGAUCUGGGUUGAUGUGCUUUUUAUCUGCCAAGGGCGUACUCCGGACGACAUCCAGGACCAGCAAAGUCAAGUCAGCAACAUGGGAAAUAUAUACCGAGAAGCAUUUGUCACAAUCAUAGCCGCAUCCGGUGACCACGCGAAUGCCGGCCUUCCCGGAAUCCGGCCCGGGUCUAGGUCUUCAAACCAGCAACUCGUACAGAUCAUCCCCGUAAACGCCACUUCCAAGCAUGCGGGCCUCGCGCUUGCCUCGACAUGCUCUUCCCGUUCCGUAAUUAUCAACGGCUCCUCUCCGUCAGAACAGGAUGUAGACCAGAGCGUCUGGAGUACACGAGCCUGGACGUUCCAAGAACGCUGCAUGUCGCGCCGCUGCCUCGUAUUUACGUCCGAGCAAGUACACUGGGUAUGCGACGGUGCCGUGUUCUGUGAAGAGUCCUCUUUCGAACACCCGAAUCUAUACGAAAAGAGUGAAUUUGAUACGCCCUUGAGAUUAGAACUUUUCGGAGGCAACGCGGUGCCACUCCGCAUGAAGAGCCUCGAUGGCCCGCUGGAUCGGAUGACGAUCACGAGCCGAGGUUUCUGGACUAGAUAUAAACGAUACGUUGGCGUCUACUCGCACCGGCGUAUGUCCUUCCAGGGAGACAUAUAUGACGCCUUCAGCGCAGUUACGGAGGCAUUCGGACGACUCUCUCAGGAGCAAUUUCUUUGGGGCCACCCACGAUCUCGAUUCGGCAUAUCGCUUUCCUGGAGGUCUCCAAGUUCUAAUUACACUCUGUAUCGCCGAACGGAGAAGACCACCCUGCCGAUGACUUCCUUAAACACGCAGGUCUGUCUUCCGAGUUGGUCAUGGAUGGGAUGGGUUGGCGCAGUCGAGUUUCUAGUGGAUGAUGCAAGGCUUGAGAGGUAUGUCGAACGUUCAGUAGUCUCCUGUUUCGAGCACCGUAGCUUCCCGUUACGGUUUGCUCCUAUACAACGCAAUAACCGAUUCGAUCUAUACAGCUCCAGCGAGGAGAAACAAGCGCAAGCGCAGGAACUACCAACGUGGCAUAAAUGCAACGGGGAAGACGUGAUUUGGCGUAAUGUCCAACAUCAUCUACCCGAGCUCACCGAAGCCAGGCUGCAACGCGAGCCAGAAGGCCACAUUCUAUUUUUCUGGGCAUCGUCUGCAAAGUUCAUUGUUGAAAGUCCGUUGGACCUGGAUCAGAAGAGAGGUGGAUGGAGCACAUAUUUCGGCAAGCCCAGUCAGCCUAGUAUCAAAGAUCAUGAAGGGACUUCAAUCGGCAGUCUCGAUCACAUGGGCGAGCGCCACUGGGUCCAAACUCGACAGACAACGGGCUUGCAGGAGUUUGUGGCCGUCGGGAGACGCGCUCUACAAGAAUUGCCGGGGUUCCCGGCCAUCAUUUUAGCGCUACAGGUACGCUGGGAAAAUGGGGUUGCAGAGCGCGUGAAUAUCGGAGAGAUUGAGGAAGCUGCUUGGAUUGCUGCUGAUCCCACUUGGAAGUUGGUUGCGCUAAGGUAG
Molecule: messenger RNA, 1875 nt
Organism: Trematosphaeria pertusa
Lineage: Eukaryota; Fungi; Ascomycota; Dothideomycetes; Pleosporales; Trematosphaeriaceae
Exons: 3
Coding region: 439-1875 (478 amino acids)
Source: RefSeq, a predicted model, not a curated record